CAAAAAAAAUCAAUACCAUUGCAGAUUUAAUCAAUACCAAUACAUGCAAAUUAAUACCAUUAUAUGAUAAUCAAUACCAAUGCGACAAAAACAAUACCAAUGCGAAAAAUACUACCAAUACGAAAAAAUCACUACCAAUGCGAAAAAAUAAGAUCUAGGGUUUUUAUUCAUCCAACCUUUUCCAGCCGCCUGUAGAGAGAGAGAGAGAGAGAGAGAGAGAGAGAGAGGAGGAGGAGGAAGGAGGCAGGGACGAUGGGGGGAGGGGGUGGGGUGGUUAGGGGAGGGGUGGGGACGGCGGGGGGAGGGGGUGGCUUGGGAUGGGGAGGGGAGAGGCUGGCGAAGGGGAGGGAUGAGGAGGAAGAGAGGGACGACAGGACGGCUGGGGGUGGAGAGGGAGGGACGGCGAGGGAGAGGAGAGGCGGAGAUGAAGAACAUCUUUCGCUAGAGAGAGAGGAAAGAAGACAUAUAAUAGUUUGUUAGGAUUGGGAUAAUUAUUAGAGAUUUGGAAAAUAUAUGGAAAGUUAUAUUUAAAGGAUAGUAAUCCAGUGUGGCUAUUAUUUUUUGUCCAACAUUAACCUCAAUCAAUCAUGACUGUCAAUUUAAAAUUUUUGAGAAUGGAGAGUAGAGAUAUAGGUAGCCACGAUGGCUACCAAAAAAAUGGUAACCAUCCUAACCCAUUCCGACAUUGUUGUACAAUUCAUUAACAUUCGCACGGCCGCCGCCGAGAAGUCCAUUGUGUUUCAGGUGCGAGUUUUCUUUUCCUGCUUUAACAAUGUCUUCUUGUGAUCAGGGACGGAGCUAGGAUUCUUGAUUAAGGGGGAGGGGGGGGGGGGAAUUUUUUUUCAACAUACCGAUAAGAAAAUUUUAAUUACGUACAAUGAGUUUACAAAAUUUUUGGUACAUGCCACUUAAAAUUGAGUCAAAAUUAAAACGUAAGGACUUAUCCCUUCUAAACUCAUGAUAAGAGAACCAUGUAUUUCAUAUACCAAUUUCAUAAUUCACAAAUUCGAAUACAAUCCAAUAGUAAAAUAAAGUAGUCGAGAUCUAAUAAAUAUGGACAUGAAGAUGAUAAAUUUUGUCAAUACGAAGACAAUUGUAAAGAAAUCGACAACAUAACUAAAAAGUGCAUAGAAAAUUCAUAUUAACUAAAAUAAACAUAUUAAUACAGAGGCAUAGUUCAAACUCUUACAUCUCCGCCACAUAUAAUAUCAGUUAUGUCUCAUAAUCAUCAAACACUACAUUGACUAUAUUCUUACGUUUACAUGUGUUUUUCAAAAUUUAAGAGUUAUAGUCACUAAAUGAAAUCUAUGAUUCAUAAAAGGAAGAGUGAUGCACUAAAUAUAUGUAGAUUGUGAAUAUUAGGAAAACAGGAGGUCAAAGGCUGGGUCGGGUCACCACUCACCAACCCCACGAUUGAGUUGGCGAAGAGGUGCCAAAAUUAAAAUUGGCUUGAAAAAGAAGAGUGAAGUUUCGAACCAGAAACCUUUCUUUAAGGACUACUAUUUGCUAAGCGUUAUAACCACCACACCAUCUCUACUUAAUACAUUAUCUACUUAUGCUUUUGCUUAUUUAUAAAUUUUAGGGGGGGGGGCUCCUAAGUACGAGCUAGCUCCGUCCCUGCUUGCGAUCUAGAAGAUAAGUUUAUCCCUCGUUUUCGUUGUUCUUUCACUUCAUACAAAGGGGAAAGAAAACAAGGUCAAUUCUCCGUCUUAAAAGGAGAGUCUGAUUUCCUCUCCACCGGUGGCCGUCAAUACAUUCCCUUUUACCAGAUCAUCACCUCCGCUGGAUUGGAUCCAAUUCGUUUUUUUUUUCACUUUGCCUAUGCGGAUUCUCCCUUUUGAUUGUGUGACUUGGAGGUGGCAGAUGUGGCGAUCCUCCCUUUUGGUUGUGUAAAAACAGUUUUAUAGGCUAUCAAAUACAUCUUCGAGCAAAUAUAAAGUCAAUUCAAGUUAAAAUGACUAAAAAUACGAAUUAACAAUGCAAAACAGGUCAUAUAAUGAGAUGAUAAGAACAAACAGAGGGGCACGUUUGAAUGUUGUCUAAUAGUAGAAGGGUAGGAUUGAUUGUUGAAAUAAAUAGCAGCUGAUAUGCUUGCAGCUGUCGUGUUUGACUAUUUGUGGUGUUCAAGUUGGGCUUCAACGUUCCAUGUAGAGUUGGGCUGGGCUUUGGCUAUUGUGUCAUUUGUAUUGUUUAUAUUUCUAGCUAGGUUGUGUGUCAAGAGAGUUUGCUUAAUCAGCCGUAUAUAGAGGGUUCUGUUACUAGGAAUGCUAAGUUUUAGGGACGUGAGGAUGAGGGCAGAGAUAAGCGAGAGAUUGAUCAAGAGAGAUGUAUAUAUAUUUUGUUUUCCAUUCAAUAAAGCUUUUGUCAGUUUGCGGCAUAUUGGUUUCAACACGUGGUAUUAGAGCCAAUAGCAAACUGUAACCACGUUUCUAAGAGUGUAAUUUAGUGUGUGUUUUUUCAAGCUGGGCGUAGGGAAACACGAGAGCUUUGGUGAGGUAGUCUGUCAUUGGUGAGUGUAACAGAAAAGGUAAAACGAUUGUGUGAGGGAGUAGUGAUCAAUUGAUCAUGGGAGAUUCAAGCUUUGUGCAAGCGUGCAUUCCUAAGUUUGAUGGAGAUUUUGAUCAUUGGAGUCUCCUGAUGGAGAAUUUACUACGUUCAAUGGAAUAUUGGACUAUUGUGUGUGAAGGAACCAAGGAGCCAAAGGCUGGAAUUGAGUUGGUUGCUGCCGAAAAGAUGGCCUUGGAGGAGUCGAGACUGAAGGAUCUCAAAGCGAAGAAUUACCUAUUCAGCAUCAUCGACAAAACCAUCUUGAAGACUAUCACUUGGAAGGCAACUUCGAGGAGCUGUGGGAUUUGAUGAAGACCAAGUUCCAAGGGAGUGUUAGGGUUCAAAAGGCUCGGUUACAAUCAUUGAGAAGGGAGUUUGAAGUCCUAGAGAUGCAGAAUGGAGAAACAGUAACAUAGUAUUUUGGCAGGGUGAUUGUGGUAGUAAAUGCCAUGAUAAAUUGUGGAGAAUCCAUCUCUGAGGUCAGGAUCGUUGAAAAGAUCUUGAGGAAAUUUAGUGAACAGUAAAAUUACAUAGUUUGU
This is a messenger RNA of Linum trigynum, 3086 nucleotides long. NCBI's taxonomy places the organism in Eukaryota, Viridiplantae, Streptophyta, Magnoliopsida, Malpighiales, Linaceae. The record is from the annotation of a GenBank genome assembly.